GUAUUGUGGGAUAGUGACAAGAUGGCGGAACCGACCCAGGUAGUGUUCCUGGCGGGUCUGGCGUUGUUCUUCAGUUUUGUGACGUGGAGAGACAUGUCCCAGCUAGCUAACGUAGCGGCAGACGAAGACAACGAACCCGUAGGAAAGUUGAAGCACUUUCAGGGAACAAACCCCGUCCUAAAGUUUACAUUUUGCUACUCCUGAGGGUAUAAGAAUGUUUUCCAGCAGUAUGCUCAGGCCAUCCAGCAGAACUACCCAGAACUGAGGAUAGAGGGCGGUAAUUACCCACCUCCAGCCUACAGGCAGUACCUGGCUGGCUUCCUCUCUAUCCUGAAGUUUGUUGUGAUUGGCUGCAUAGUAAGUGGGAAGAACAUCUUCUCACAGCUCAACAUGGACACACCAAAUGUCUGGACUUGGGCGCUGGAAAACAAGAUUUAUGCCUGUAUGAUGGUUUUCUUCAUCUCCAAUGCUGUGGAAGGUCAGCUUAUGUCAACAGGGGCAUUUGAAAUAACAUUCAAUGAUGUGCCAAUCUGGUCCAAGCUGCAGUCAGGCCGUGUGCCUGCAGGUCAGGAGCUGUUCCAGAUCCUGGACAACCAGAUGAAACUCUUCAACAGCAACAUGAAGCCACCUUUCACAGCCUAGAUGUGAUACAAGCUUCUCUCCUUGGUGUGACCAAUGUCUCCGUGGUGGAAAACGCUGGGACGAUUUAUGAAAACCUCGGCUGAAAGCAGUACAUCUGUUGGCUGAGGUUGGAUGGCUAUAGUCUUCAGGGUUGGAAACCACGGGGCAUGGUGCACAAGGUUUUACCUACAUUUAGCAUAUUAAACUUUCAGAUAAUUUCAUAGAAGGGGUUAAAUUUUUAUGUCUAUCUUGAUUCGAAUGGCUGAUGUUAAAGAUACAACUUUUAGAGGUACAUGUAAUACCAGGAAGUUUGUAGCUAGUUAAGGGUAUAUCAGGGAUUAAGGUUAUUAACUUGUGAUGUGAGAGAACAUGUAUUUGUAUGAGGCCAGGAGCAGGGUUUCAGGGGAUGGUCAGUAAAAUACUCACAAAUUUGAAAGAUGAGAACACAGUUAUUUGGACUCAUGUUAAUGCAGGGUUGUUGAAGUAUGUAUGUUUGAUAAACUGUCAAAAUGAACUGGAAUGUGCCUAUUCAGAUACAGAUUUGUGCAUCUGUCUUUUAACUUAUGUGUUACAAUCCUUGUUUCCAUUAAGAUACAUGUAUACUGCAUAAAGAGAUCAACCACAGAAAAAUUCAUACCAAACUAUAAGGCAUGGAUCUUGUUAACAUUAACUUGAAUUUCAGCAUUUUUUUCUGAACUCAAAUGUAGCACAGAAUUUAUGUGUUAUGUUAUAAAACUUAUAUAUGAUUGUCUUUAUGAAGGAAAUGAAAUUAAAAGCAGUAGUAGUAAUUUUAGGGUUCUCCCAAUGUAUGUCCAAGACUUGGAAACUUAAUGCAUUAAAAGAAUACACUGUGUGUGAGAAUUUAUAUCAACAAUGUCAUGAAAUACAGUUUGAAGACUUUGGCAUCAAAGAAUGAUGUAUUAAUUGCCGUUUGAUUUUGUACCAUCACAGUUAGUUAGUUAUUUGCUUGUAAAUCUACUCUUGUACUCAAUGGUUUACCUGUAGAUUCAAGCAGAUGUAUAUAUUUGACAUUCAACAACUAAAGAAAUACAGAAUUUGUUAAGGCUAAAAUUAACACCUUUCUUAUCUGGUAGUUAAUACUGAUAAAAAGAUGGAUGCAGUCACCAGUAUACAUGUAUGUAGAACCGUCUUGGGAAAACUGUGAUUAGUUUGUAUUACUAUAAGCAGUUUUAUUCACAAUGACAAAUCGGAGUGCAAUGUGGUACAGGUCAUCAGAUGAAUAGCAAGAAAUGAUUUUCCAUGUAAGCUAAGUUGUUUUAUCUUAGUCUAUAAUAGAGGGGAUUCAUUCCUCAAGCUAACCAACAUCUCGCACACGCAGUCGUCCCUCAGUAAGACAUCUGGAGCCGCAUAGUUCCUGUUUAGAACUUUAAUUCAUGUUGUUUUGUCUUAGUACAUAUGCAUAAAUAAUCAGGAUGAAGUUUUCCCCAGUUUUCCUAACGUAGAGGUAUAGGCCAUUAAGCUUAAAGCAUGAUGUACAGUUGUAGUCAGGCCAUUAAAUGAAGUUUUUUUUUUCAAAGAUCAAACAUACAUGUACUAAUCUGCAGUGACAGUACAUCUAUCCUUUUGCACAUACUACUGUACAUGUGCUGUGAAUAUUGUACAUGUUUCUUUUCUCAAGCCAUUUAUGUGGUGUGGAGGUAGGUUCUUUGUCUAUCGAAUAAAGUUUUCCUUCUUUAAGUGCAACAGAUGUAAUUGUCAUACAAGAUACAGGUACAUGGAAAAAACUAAAGGGUAUGAAAGCUAACCUGGGACAGUUAAAUGUAUUAUCAAAUGUGUAACUAAUAUAUAUGUAUAUUAAUGUUGUUUUCCUUUCAUGUACAUUGUAAUUCGUUUAUUUUAUAUGUGAUGGGAAUAAACAUGUCUUGGUCUUAA
Molecule: messenger RNA, 2514 nt
Organism: Branchiostoma belcheri (Belcher's lancelet)
Lineage: Eukaryota; Metazoa; Chordata; Leptocardii; Amphioxiformes; Branchiostomatidae
Product: selenoprotein T1b-like
Exons: 6
Biological process (GO): cell redox homeostasis
Cellular component (GO): endoplasmic reticulum membrane
Molecular function (GO): thioredoxin-disulfide reductase (NADPH) activity
Source: RefSeq, a predicted model, not a curated record